CCCUCCGCCGCCAUGGUGCAGGCCUGGUACAUGGACGAUUCCGCCGAGGACCCCCGCCAGCCCCACCGCGCCGAGCCCGGCCGCCCGGUGGGCCUGGAGCAGCUGCGCCGGCUCGGGGUCCUAUACUGGAAGUUGGAUGCUGACCAAUACGAGAAUGAUCCAGAAUUAGAAAGGAUCCGGAAAGAGAGGAACUACUCCUGGAUGGACAUCAUCACCAUAUGCAAGGACAAACUGCCCAAUUACGAAGAGAAGAUUAAGAUGUUCUACGAGGAGCACUUGCACCUGGACGACGAGAUCCGCUACGUGUUGGACGGCAGUGGGUACUUCGACGUGAGGGAUGAGGACGACAGGUGGAUCCGGAUCGCCAUGGAGAAGGGAGACAUGAUCACCCUCCCUGCGGGGAUCUAUCACCGCUUCACGCUGGACGAGCAGAACUACGUGAAGGCCAUGCGGCUGUUUGUGGGGGAACCGGUGUGGACGGCGUACAACCGGCCAGCCGACCAGUUCGCUGCCCGGGGGCAGUACCUGGCGUUCCUGGCGCAGACAGCGUAGCGUGCCCCGCCCGCACCCUCGCCCUCUGCCCGUCUGAGUGGAGCAGUAGGCCUGCCCUGCUCCCGCUCUGACUGGUAGCCUGGAGGCCGGGCGAGCUUUCCUCCGGAAGGCCCUUCGAUCAGAGGACAUUUUUGUGAGAGCAGCCGUUGAGUCUGAUUUUUAUGUAGAAGCCACUGUGGGAAUGUGGAUGGUCACAUUCCUUUUCUCUUCUCCUGUGGCCCUGUGCCCACAGGCAUUCCACUCGAACCCGGGAGAGCUCCCGGGAGAGCUCCGUGUCCCCAGGUGCCACUGCCUCGCUGCCCCAGGGGACCUGAUUCUCAAGCUCCGUAGGCACUGCAGUUGGGGCCAUGCCUGCCUGUGAACCUGGAGGGGCUGGGGGUACAGCACCCCUCCCCCUCUCCUCUCCCAGACACUGGGGGCCAGGGAGCCUCACCCUAGGGGAACUCUGGGACAGUGGGGGCCAGGGAACCCUCACCCUAGGGGGACUCUGGGACAGUGGGGAGCGGGGAGCCUCACCCUAGGGGGACUCUCGGACAGUGGGGAGCGGGGAGCCUCACCCUAGGGGGACUCUCGGACAGUGGGGACCGGGGAGCCCUCACCCUAGGGGGACUCUGGGACAGUGGGGAGCGGGGAGCCUCACCCUAGGGGAACUCUGGGAC
Molecule: messenger RNA, 1211 nt
Organism: Molossus molossus (Pallas's mastiff bat)
Lineage: Eukaryota; Metazoa; Chordata; Mammalia; Chiroptera; Molossidae
Gene: ADI1
Product: acireductone dioxygenase 1
Exons: 4
Coding region: 13-552 (179 amino acids)
Molecular function (GO): acireductone dioxygenase [iron(II)-requiring] activity
Source: RefSeq, a predicted model, not a curated record